Abrus precatorius (Indian licorice) is the source of this 579-nucleotide messenger RNA. RefSeq lists its product as uncharacterized. NCBI's taxonomy places the organism in Eukaryota, Viridiplantae, Streptophyta, Magnoliopsida, Fabales, Fabaceae. The record is from RefSeq and is a predicted model, not a curated record. The coding region runs from base 1 to 579 and encodes 192 amino acids. The transcript has a single exon.
AUGGAAUCUUUUAGUGUUUCAUGUGACCACAUUCUAGCGGUGCUCAGUUUUCUAAACAUUGUAGAAUUGCCAAAAUGUCUAGUAUUGGAUAGAUGGACAAAGAAUGCAAUGGACUCAGUUCAAGGCACUUUGAAUAACCAAUCAAAUUAUUGGGACUCAAAUUCUAUUCCUAGACUGGUUGUUUUAAUGCAUCAAUAUAAGGAGUUAGCUAAACUUGCUUGUCAAAGUUCAGAGGAUUUCUACAAUGAAAGAGACAAAGUCACCAAAACACUUGAGGUCCUAAGGUCAAAGAAUGCUUCUAUUGGUCAAAAUGAUAAGGAUGAAGUUGACAUUAUUCAGAAUGGAGUAAAAGAUCUAGCUACUGAUAGGAGCGAAGGUAGUGGAAAUCAUUCCACAUCAUAUAUGGCAAAGAAGUCAAAGGGCUCAAGAAAGUGCUCAAGAUGUAAAUGUUAUGGUCAUAAUAAAACUACAUGUCCAUUCCUUAAGGCUUUGUUUGGGAGUUUGAAGAGGGAGGGAAGGGAGAAGGAGGGAAGGGAAAGAGAGAUUAAAACUCCUCUCUUGUUUGGAUGUUUAAUAUGA